Messenger RNA from Ostertagia ostertagi, 1179 nucleotides. Lineage: Eukaryota; Metazoa; Nematoda; Chromadorea; Rhabditida; Trichostrongylidae. The record is from the annotation of a GenBank genome assembly.
AUGGAGGACCGAUCCAAUCCAGUCCUCACCCUGCUGGAGGGAACGUCCGUGUCCCGCCUUUUUACACCUCAGUCUCGAGCAUGGUCCGCUGCUCGAGCGAUCCUGGCUGGAGAUUCCGACCUCUCUGGGCGUUCCACGAACCAGAGAAAGUCCAUCACGGCCACCGUAGCCGGUGACAAAGUGGAACUCAACAAUCAUCAGGUGAAUGCCUUGAAUAAGUUCCACAAGGACUACCCAGUUCUUAUCAUCGACAACGCAUACGGAGCCGCUAAGUGCCUCUAUACAGCACUCAUGGCCAUCGAAGCCGUACAGCGCGGGAAGGUUGUCCUAAUAGCGGCCGUACAAAAUACGGCCCUGGACGUUAUUUGCGCAAAACUUGCUCAAAUGGAGACACCAGGUGUACGUCCAGUACGAUACGUAAGUGAGACCCUGGCCCGGGAUGCUAUCCGCUCCGGCCCGUACGACCUGGCCAGUCUGAUGGAACAUAUGCCGCAGACCCACGCCGAGACAAUGGACGACUAUGAGAAGAACGCUUUCAGCGCUUUCGCAGACCCCCGCCGACGUCUGCGCGAAUUCAUCUUCACCGGCGUGGAGCGCAAUCUCAUGGCAUCGGAGCACAAGACGCUCCUUUUCCUCGAACAGGCCAAUUCGGAGCGCAUCAAAACGCUCACGACGAGGUUUCUCAAGAUUUAUGAGCCGAACAUAUUCCUAUGUACCAUCUCAUCGGCCAUAAAUCUCACGACCAAAAAUGGGCUAUGGCGUCGCCCCUCCCGCAAAUGGAGCACUGUCCUCUUGGACGAGGCUUCGAUGAUUCCGGAAGCCACCCUAAUUGGUCUUUUCUCAAGGUUUCCGGACGCCACAUAUACCCUCGUCGGUGACAGUAACCAGUUGCCACCCUACAUCGGCACACAAAGGGCACCGCUCGCGGUCACCCUUUGCUCACGAUCCGUCCUGGACGUAGCUCGGCGCGUCGGCAAUCCCCCAACGUGCAAGAUCAGCACCGUGUAUAGGCCGCAUCCGAACAUGAUGGAGCUCAACUCGCGCAUCUUCUACAACGGCGAGUUGGUCUGCGGCACUACCAAAGAGGCCCGCCUCGCGCUUCUCAACCGGGUCUGGAUGCUCAACCCGGACCUUCCGAUCGCUUUUAUAAUAUCAUCGGCGAAUCGGUACAGUCGGUGA